AUGGACGAGAAGGUUUUCGCUUUGAACGGGGCCGGUAGAGGUAUCUUUUACAUACCGAGUGAAGGGAUAUGGAUGACAGGGAAUUCAGAUACAAGCAGAGAGAGAAGGGGUUGGUAUGUGAUCGAGAAUGUCAUGUACUGUUGUGUAACGGGUGGGAGGAUACUUUGGUGUGAUGCAAAUGAAUUGGAUUGGCGCAAACACGAGGGGAUGGUGUGGAGAGAGGUCAUGGGAUUGAAAACUCUAACGGACACUCUAUGUGACUCCAGGCUAGUCAACUAUGGUGGGAGGAUGUCAGAGUUUGCAGAUCAUUGGAAGUCAUGCAAAAGGAAGAGGGUGUGGCAUGGAUUGACUAAUGAACUUGACAGAUUGCUUCCGGGGCACAAACUUAGUAACUCUGGUCCUAACAUGUUACUCUUUUGGGACGUGUUUGGUCCUGAGAAAUUGGAGAUUUGGUGUGCAGAGAUCUCUUUAAGGAGAUGCAAUGAGAGAGUUGAGAUUAGCGGCAAGAUUGAGUGGUCGGAAGCUGUCAUCACAUUCAAACCUCCUCCUCUACAUCAGCAUCACUGUAAGAUUUUGUAUUCUCUUUCUCUCAAUUUCUGA
Molecule: messenger RNA, 600 nt
Organism: Camelina sativa (false flax)
Lineage: Eukaryota; Viridiplantae; Streptophyta; Magnoliopsida; Brassicales; Brassicaceae
Source: RefSeq, a predicted model, not a curated record